AUGUCUAAGGAAGUCAGUGAAGAAGGACGACAUGGCAAAGACUAGGUGGAUCCACCUCCAGCACCGCUUCUGGACAUGGGAGAACUAAAUUUCUGGUCUUUCUACAGAGCGCUCAUCGCCAAGUUUAUAGCUACCCUUCUCUUAUUCUACGUAACCGUAGCUAUCAUCAUUGGCAACAAUAACCAGACCGGUCCUUGCAACGGCAUCGCUUGGGCCUUUGGUGGCAUGAUCUUUGUCCUCAUUUACUGCACCGCCGGUAUCUCGGGUAUAACCGUUCAACCCGCCGUGACGUAUGGUUUGUUUUUAGCUCGGAAAGUGUCCCUCCUUAGAGCGGUUGCUUACAUGGUGGCUCAGUGUCUUGGAGCUAUUUUUGGAGUUGGUAUCGUUAAGGCCUUCAUGAUGACUCCGUACAAACUUCUCGCCGGCGGAGAUAACACCGUCGCUGAUGAUUAUAGCACCGAAAAUGUUCUCGGCAAAUUCGUCCUGGUCUCUACAGUCUUCUCAGCUACUGACCCUAACAGAAGCGCUCGUGACUUUCACGACCUAAAAGGUUUCUAUAGUUUCUUAUAA
Molecule: messenger RNA, 570 nt
Organism: Eutrema salsugineum
Lineage: Eukaryota; Viridiplantae; Streptophyta; Magnoliopsida; Brassicales; Brassicaceae
Product: probable aquaporin PIP2-8
Biological process (GO): transmembrane transport
Cellular component (GO): plasma membrane
Molecular function (GO): water channel activity
Source: RefSeq, a predicted model, not a curated record